Funneliformis geosporum is the source of this 738-nucleotide messenger RNA. NCBI's taxonomy places the organism in Eukaryota, Fungi, Glomeromycota, Glomeromycetes, Glomerales, Glomeraceae. The record is from the annotation of a GenBank genome assembly.
AUGGAUUGUAAUGCCCGUUGUGUUGAUGUAGAAGCUGAUUUGGAUGUUAAAGUAGAAGCUGCCUUGGACGUGAAUACAGAAGCUGCCUUAGAUGUUGAUACAGAAGUUGCCUUAGAUGUGGAUACAGAAGCUGCCUUAGAUGUUGAUGCAAAAGCCACCUUGGAUAGAACUUUUUCAGGCCGUGCAGCCCUCUGUAAAUAUAUGAAAUCACACAAAGGCCAUGCCUAUUGGGAAACAUUAAACAGAAUUUCAAACAUUUCUAAUAAAAAUAAAGUUGAAGAAAUGGAAGAAGAUGAUUUUGAUGUAAAUGAUGAUGUAUAUGAAGAAGGUGUUGAUAUAUGUGAAGAUGAUGAUAUACGCGAAAAAGAAGAUAAAAAUAUAUACAAAGAAAAUAAUAUAUGUGAAAAUGAUGAUAAUUAUAUAUGUGAUGAAGAUAAUAUAUGCAAAGAAGAUGAUGAUAUUUACGAAGAUGAUGAUAUACGCAAAAGAGAUGAUAGUGUAGGUGAAGAUGAUGAUAUUUACGAAGAUGAUGAUUAUGUAUGCGAAGAAGAUGAUAUAUAUGAAGGAAAAGGUUACAAGAGCAUUCAUAUAUUCUUCUAUACCUUUCAAGAGGAUAUAAAUGUUCUGCAAAUCGUUUAUAACCAAGACCUGAUGCAGGAAUAUCUUUCCAAUCAUGCUAUCCCUAUUAUUGCAGAUUGGCCUAGACAGUUCUACAUUUGUAAGGCUAUUGCGCAAUAG